Metopolophium dirhodum (rose-grain aphid) is the source of this 1128-nucleotide messenger RNA. RefSeq names its product general transcription factor II-I repeat domain-containing protein 2A-like. NCBI's taxonomy places the organism in Eukaryota, Metazoa, Arthropoda, Insecta, Hemiptera, Aphididae. The transcript has 3 exons. The record is from RefSeq and is a predicted model, not a curated record. Bases 1 to 1128 code for a protein of 375 amino acids.
AUGAGUAAAGAUAUAACAGAUCAGCUUCAAACAGAUUUGGCUUCAGAAAAUUAUUUUUCAAUCUGUCUUGACGAAAGUACAGAUGUAACUUCACAGGCGCGACUAGCAGUCUUUGUUAGGUUCAGUAGUGUUAAUAUCAUGAGGGAAGAAUUAGUAAAAUUAAUGACGAUUUCUACUAAAACAACUGGUCAAGAAAUUAUGAAUGUAGUACUUAAAGAAUUCGCCAAUUUAAAAAUAAAUAUAAAUAAUAUUGUUUCAAUAACUACGGAUGGUGCCCCUAAUAUGGUUGGCAAACACAAUGGAUUUGUUCAACUUUUUUCGAAAGAAAUUUCUCAUCCGUUAAUCAGAUUUCAUUGUUUAAUACAUCAAGAAGCGUUGUGUGCUAAAGACAGCUUGCCAUCGCUUCAAAAUGUAAUGGAAGUAGUUACAAAAGUUGUCAAUUUCAUUACAUCUCGUGCUUUAAAUAAUCGACAAUUUACUAAAUUAUUAGAUGAAGUUGAAUCACAAUACGCUGGCCUUUUAAUGUAUAACAGUGUUCGUUGGUUGAGUCGUGGUCAAGUUCUUCAUCGAUUUGUUGAAUUAUUAGAAGAAAUACGAUUAUUUUUAUUCGAAAAAUCUCAAGAUUAUCCAGAACUUAAAGAUUUAAAUUGGUUGAACGAUUUAAUGUUUUUCACUAAUUUUACUACAAUGUAUAAUGAAUUAAAUAAAAAACUUCAAGGGCACGGUCACAUAGUCUUAACAAUAUUUUCACAGUUUCGAUGUCUAGAACCAACAUUUCAAUUUUUAAUAAAUCCACAUACAAUUACAUAUGAUGAACUUGAUUUAUCUUUUUUUGAAUGGCUAAAUAUCGAAAACUUGGAAAUGGAAUUAAUAGAAUUUCAGGGAAAUUGGAAAAGUCUACCAAAUUCAUUUACAUCCAUGAAAAAAUUAGCACUUUCAUUAUUGACUAUGUUUGGUUCUACAUAUACAUGUGAGCAGCUAUUUUCCUCCAUGAAUUUUAUCAAAUCCACAUUGAGAAAUCGUCUUGGAACAGAUAUCAGUGCAGCAUGUAUUCAAUUAAAAUCUACAAAUUAUAAUCCCAGGAUUGAUUCGUUAGCUGGAAAUAUGCAGCAACAAAUUUCUCAUUAA